Molecule: messenger RNA, 492 nt
Organism: Truncatella angustata
Lineage: Eukaryota; Fungi; Ascomycota; Sordariomycetes; Amphisphaeriales; Sporocadaceae
Exons: 4
Coding region: 1-492 (163 amino acids)
Source: RefSeq, a predicted model, not a curated record
AUGGAUGUGAUGAAAACGAACUUUGAGCAAUGUGUUCCUCUGGUUAGUAAGCGGUCACCCUACGAGCGGCUGUCAACACUACAUACGUAUUCACAUAGUGGCUGGGACAACGAACACGACGAAAAGGACCAAAAGGCUCAGGGUAGGGAAAUGUCUCGCACUUCCGCUUCCUACCUGCAAUUCACGUUGGGCACCUUCCUCUUUACAUCUUCAACGCCCGCUCGAGAUAAACUUGUUGGUGCGACUUUGUAUCAACCUCAAUAUUGUUAUCCACUCCUGAGUUGGUGCCCUAUCCUCGGCCAGUCAGAUAUCUGGUGCACACUUCUCUCUAUAUCGUUGUACUGCUAUAUUAACGUACUCGGAAAGGAUAGUGCAACAUUUGGUAGUGAGAACAUUGUGUGCGCUACAGUUGCAAUCCUCAGUGAGAUUGCCAGUCAGCAGAACGAGUUGCACCACGCAUUGAGUUUGCGUGGUUUGGUUUGGCCGGAUUGA